AUAGUGUUUGAAUUCGAAGGUUCCACAGCACCUGACCCACCCACUCAGCAGCACCAACACCGCCCCAGGGUGUUUGUCCCGAGAGCUGGGAGCAGAGCAGGAGACACGCUCGUGAAGCCGGGGGCUGACUGUGGACGAGCGACCAGAAAAGGCACCGACCGGGACAAAAGGAUAGCAGCGGGAGGGCACGGCAAACCGGAGGUAGAGAGCGCACGGACACGAGGAGUUUGCAGCAGGAGGAGUGCUGACAUUUAACAGAAGAUGAGUACAUACCAAGUGACUCUGAAUGGCCCCGCUCCGUGGGGCUUCAGACUACAGGGAGGAAAGGACUUCAAUAUGCCGCUCACCAUCUCCAGGAUAACUCAGGGCAGCAAGGCGGCGGGUGGCACCCUGAUCACGGGUGACAUCAUCUCUGCCAUCGACGGGGUCAGCACCGAGGGGAUGACGCACCUGGAGGCUCAGAACAAGAUCAAGUCUGCCGUCCACAAACUUGCGCUCUCAAUGAUGAAAUCAAGACGCCCGACGCUACUUCACACACCAAGCUCAAGAAUGGACUCUCCCAUGCCCGUCAUCCCACACCAAAAGGUUAUCGCAAACACAGCUGCAAACGUGGAAUACACUCCCAGCUUCAACCCCAUAGCUCUGAAAGACUCAGCCCUGUCCACCCACAAGCCCAUUGAGGUGCGGGGUCCGGGGGGAAAGGCCACCAUCGUUCACGCCCAGUACAACACACCCAUCAGCAUGUACUCACAGGACGCUAUCAUGGAUGCCAUAGCGGGACAGUCACAGGGCAAGGGACACGAGAGUGAAGAAGCAGGCACUCCUAAGGCCGGCGUCCUGCCCGUCAAGGAGCCGGUGGUAGACGUUGCUUCUCCGGUGUACCAAGCAGUGAUCAGACCAGGAGAGGCAAACCAGGACAUGUCUGAGUGGGCUCGCCGUGCUGCCAACCUGCAGUCUAAAAGCUUCAGGAUGCUGGCCCACAUCACUGGCACUGAAUACCUGCAAGAUCCAGAUGAGGAAGCGCUGCAGAGGUCGAGAGAGAAGUUUGAGUCGGAAGUGAAAGGGCCCCGCUUCGCCAAGCUGAAGAACUGGCACCAGGGACUGUCUUCACAAAUCCUCAACAUCCAGGAGUGAAGAGAAGGAGGGACUAUAAAGAGAAGGAAGGUGACGGAGGGGAGGAGGACAUGUAAACAUGGGAAGAAGCAUAAGCGUUAACAGGAAGAGGGGGUAAAUUAUGGAGGUAAAAAUGAGCAGGAGGAGGACAGACCUCCUCAAGAAUGUGAGAUAGCGUUGUAGCCUAGAUCAUUAGAAUGUGAGAUAUUAAAUGUUAGCGUGAGAAUGCUACGUGUUUAUAAGCUCUUGUCAAAUAUAUUUGUCUGCUGCUAAGACCUGAUCUCACAUUGGGGUUCUUUUUCUUUUUUUUUUCCUGUUUAUUGGAGUUUUCUGUCUCAUAAAUGAAGAGGAGGUUGUACAAACAAAUAAGUGCAGAAAAUAUGUUUCUUUCAUGCCCCAGAACAUAACUGCAUAAACAAAUGUAUGAGUUUUAACACUACGAGCAUGUUUGUCAGUUUCGUCAGGCGCAGGAGUACACUUGAAGAGAUUUAUCGACUUCCACGAAUGCAGUCUGUAAAAAAAGAAAAACAAUGCACUCAAAAAAUGUACUGAUAUCAAUGUGAAUAAAUGUUUUCUUUAAUCUAAACAA
Messenger RNA from Cololabis saira (Pacific saury), 1702 nucleotides. RefSeq names its product LIM domain binding 3b (gene ldb3b). NCBI's taxonomy places the organism in Eukaryota, Metazoa, Chordata, Actinopteri, Beloniformes, Belonidae. The transcript is spliced from 10 exons. Bases 262 to 1134 code for a protein of 290 amino acids. The record is from RefSeq and is a predicted model, not a curated record. Gene Ontology annotation, biological process: muscle structure development; heart development; actin cytoskeleton organization. Gene Ontology annotation, cellular component: filamentous actin; Z disc; stress fiber. Gene Ontology annotation, molecular function: muscle alpha-actinin binding; actin binding.